Molecule: messenger RNA, 1261 nt
Organism: Phytophthora nicotianae INRA-310
Lineage: Eukaryota; Oomycota; Peronosporomycetes; Peronosporales; Peronosporaceae
Exons: 2
Coding region: 466-1065 (199 amino acids)
Source: RefSeq, a predicted model, not a curated record
UCUUGUAAUUGGGUUUUUCAAUUUCAAAGCUUAAACAUACCAGCGAUAUCUACAACCUCAAUGUUAUAAAACGAUUUAACCCUGCAUUAAAGUGGUCACCCAAACACAAAAAACCUGGGUUAUAACCCACCAAAUGACAGAUGCUGACACGCGUGUGCGACAGAAGAUCGCAAGUUGAACGACCGUUCAUCCAAUCCGUCCGCAGCGGACGGACCGUCCGACAUUCUUCGACCGGCGAGAAUGAGGCUCUGGUGGCUGCUGGUGGGGGCGUUGCUGGUGCAGGAGAGCGACGGUAUGGCCACUGCAUUCGACUAGUGAAGCUGGUAAUUGACGUCCGGGUCUUGUCUUAUAGCGCUGCGGUCGUGUACCAAAACCGGGCAGUUACGCGUCCCGUGCGAGGACGAACUGCUGCUGGGGAAGAGCGACCGGUUCCUGCUCACGCUGUACGGCCACACAUGCUACACGAUGAACAUCGUAUCGCCCCAGCCGCUCGAGGUGCAAUUCUACGACGCGAGGGACUUGAAAAGCGGCCAGAGCGUUCGCAAACUGGAAGACGCCGCGAACGGGACGGACGCCUUGGCCGCGCUGGGAGACAGCGCGUGCCAAAACGUGCUGAGCUGCGUGCAACUCCAGGAAGGACUGUCCAAGGCGUCGGUGUACAAUCUAAUGAUCUCACGGUGGGCUAAUACGACGGAGGAGGAGGGGGACGACCUUAUACCGGUGGAUAUCCUGCUGGAACACUGCGAUCCGGUGUCGCCGUGGCAUUACGUCGGUCUAGUGUUUGUUGGCAGCAUUGGGUUCACGUCGACCAUGUUGCUGCUGUGCGUCGUGGGCGAGUUUGUACUGGGACUACGGACCAUCACUAAGCUGCAGAAAGCGGCGCAGCGAGAGCGCUUCGUGGAGCUUGCGCAGAUCGAUCCCCUUAAGGCUAAGAGCUGCGGGAAGGAAGAGCCCGACGAAGACUCAGAGGAACCGACUGCACCGCUCAUGACGACAGUGGUUGCGUCGGAUUCAGAGGCUACGGCCGAUACUGCUUCGGAAUCAGAGAAGGUGUCCCCGGUUUAACCAAUGCACUGGUUAAUAACCAGCAGUCUUACGUAGCAUCAGUAUGGUUUAAUGAAUGCGUUUCAGCAUAACGAAGUAGCAUUAGACAUGGUAAGGAGAGCGUUGUAGACGGACGUUUUCUCUUCGUCUCGUUGUGCGAAACGUGAUUCACGCACGCAUCACUGAUGUUUGUGUUGAUCUGCUGCAAACUCACCAG